CUCUUCCUAUAGUUUGCGGUCGUGUAUGGCAUAGUCAAUUGGUGACAUCUCGUCUCAGUAAGAUUUGACAUGUUCAUGUUUUUGUAAACAUUAUUCCACGCAUUAUUCACAUUCGGUCCCGAGAACCGUUGUCACUCUGUCUUGCAAUGGACGAUAGCGUAGCGGAUGUUUCAGAGCACUUGGACUCUAGCGACAAUGAAGAAUUCACGCCCGGCAAAGUAUUGCAAGACAUUGAAAAUGCUUGGUUGAACGAGAAAUUUGCACCAGAGAUAUUACCUCAUCAAUCAGAACUCGUUGAUUGUAUGCUCGAACAAAUUUCGCACAUGGAAGAGAACAUGAAAAAAUUGAAAAAGGGUGACAUCAGGCUAGCUAUUCAUAAGAUGGAAAUCGAUAGAAUACGAUUCGUUAUAAAGAGUUACCUGCGAACGAGGUUAGAAAAAAUUGAACAAUACACCAUACACAUUCUGUCAGAAGAUGACAAAAAGAGUCCGGAAGAAUCUUACCUAACUCCAGGCGAACGCAAGUUUGCUAAAGAAUAUUUGGCCAAUAUUGAAACACUUUUCAGAACAGUUGCGCUUCAACACAUGCCUGCUAAUUUUCAAGCAUUCGAAGUUGAUAAACUGACUAUUAAACCCAACUUGAACAGCCAUGUCUUUUUGCGAGUCAACAAACCUGUGCAAGGAAUCAUCGUGCCUGGAACGACAAAUGAUGAAAUAGAUUUGACGGCUGGUGCACAGCGCCUUAUUCAAUACCAGCCAAUCGCAAGCUUAGUGAAAGAAGGAGCAGUUCAAUUGAUAUAGAUGUCACGUAACACAUCUUGUUUGACUUCAAGUUGAAAAUGAUCGAUAAUCUAGUUAUAACAAUACCGAAAACAAAAAUUAUCAAAUAAUAAUUUCAACAGCACAAUUAAUGUUUUGAACGAUAGGUUUUGUGAAUUCAAUGUCUCCGUAGAAUAAAGUAGAACAAAGUCACUACAGUAUGAGUUAAAACUUCAGAAGUUUAACCAUCGACUAUUUUGUUAGGGUAAAGUUUCGUAUCAUCCUUAAGGUGAAUAAAAAUCACGGUUUCUAUAAUAUUCAAGUAAUUAUAGUGCUUGUUAUUUGAAAAUAGAUUUUCCAAUAAUAGUUUCUGCUAGGUUGUUUCUGCUACAUAGUAAUAUGGUAUCAGAUUCACAAUACAGUUGACCAUAAAGAUGUACGAUAUAUUAAAAUCGUUGUAUUUUUUUAGUUGUUGAAGUAACGUUGUGUUCUUCCAAUUAGAUUAAGUAGAUGCAUUUUAUUAAUUCAAUGUAUUUGUUUAUUUGUAUUCGAAUACUUCCAUUACCUCGGCUGUAUCAUGAAAAUACAGUCCCAAGUACUUAUGUUUUGAACAAUUAUGCCAAUACAUUGAUACAGUCCGUAAACAAUGAUUAAAAAUGAACAGAAAUGGUUGAAAGCUCGAAAUACUUUAGGCUCCUACAUCCAUCUCACAAAACUAUAAGUGAAACCUAAAUAUUCCCGCUUCAGAAAAUCCAAAACCUGUCUUUCAACUGUUCAACUUCUUAGCGAAGUUUUAGUAUAAUUUGUAAGUUCUAAUUUGUAAUAUUCUAAUCAUCAAUUGUGCCUUAUAUAAUUCAAUUGUAAAAAUGAUGUUUUUAGAGGGACUACUUGCGAUACCUGUUAUAUUGUUACGGAAUCAUUACGAAGCAUAUAAAUCUCGAGAAUUUUGUACAAACAAUAAAUUGAA
Molecule: messenger RNA, 1725 nt
Organism: Neodiprion fabricii
Lineage: Eukaryota; Metazoa; Arthropoda; Insecta; Hymenoptera; Diprionidae
Gene: Sld5
Product: DNA replication complex GINS protein SLD5
Exons: 1
Coding region: 147-800 (217 amino acids)
Biological process (GO): double-strand break repair via break-induced replication; DNA-templated DNA replication
Cellular component (GO): GINS complex
Source: RefSeq, a predicted model, not a curated record